Papaver somniferum (opium poppy) is the source of this 723-nucleotide messenger RNA. RefSeq lists its product as uncharacterized. The transcript has a single exon. The record is from RefSeq and is a predicted model, not a curated record. NCBI's taxonomy places the organism in Eukaryota, Viridiplantae, Streptophyta, Magnoliopsida, Ranunculales, Papaveraceae. The coding region runs from base 1 to 723 and encodes 240 amino acids.
AUGGCCUCAAGUAAGAAGACUUCUUUACCUAAAGGAAAAGAAACUCUGCAACACUUUACCCAUCCUCAUGUCCUAAUCAAGGAAGUUGUGGCAACAGUUUAUGAGGGUAACAGCGGGUUUAUAUGUAGUUGCUGCGGCAUGGAGGGUUCUGGUAUUAUGUACUACAGCAAGCAAUGCGAUUACGGUAUCCAUGAGGAUUGUGCAACCUGCCCUGAGUAUCUCACCACUAACUUUCACCCUGACCAUCAAUUAGAAAGGAUAUGGGAGGGACUCCAGGAAGAUGAAUCAGAAUCAUCAGAUGACGGUCAGUCGCGUCCGUGCGGUGUCUGUGGUGAUGAAGUCAAAGGUUUUUUCUACAAAUGCUCAUCCGGUGCUGCUGAAAAGAGUCAUGAUGAUGACAAGGACCAUUACUUUUGCAUCCACCCAUCAUGCUCCAAACUUCCAUUUCAAAUAAUUCUUAAGCUUCAAUCAGUUCCAGUUAGUCCUGAUGCCAUGUGUUCAAUCUGUGGAGACCUUGUUUCUUCCUCUCCUUGGAGUUACAUAUCUGAUCCGAGUGGUCUCAACAUCCAUCCCCAGUGUGUUACUCUUCCAAACGACAAUUAUCAAUCUGAAGUGGUAGCAAAUGUGAAUGCAUUGGCAGUUGCUAUGGCCACUUCUAAUAUGAUGGCUAGAACAAAUGCGAAAAUGCUCCAACAAUUUAAUCGAUCAUGUCCAGGGAUCUAA